Messenger RNA from Saccoglossus kowalevskii, 1842 nucleotides. RefSeq lists its product as uncharacterized. The record is from RefSeq and is a predicted model, not a curated record. Lineage: Eukaryota; Metazoa; Hemichordata; Enteropneusta; Harrimaniidae.
AAUCCAUUUCAACGACGAGCAUUCCAUUUGUAUCGACAAUAAGAGACGUACCAUCAACUACACCCGAACUGACUCCAUCUCACAAAAGGACGACUGAAACAGAAUCCAUUUCAAUGAGCGUACCAGUUCUAUCGACAACCAAAGAAGUACCAUUAACUACACCCAAACUGACUUCAUCUCACAAAAAGACGACUGAAACAGAAUUUUACACUGCGACUGACUCAUUUGAAUCCACGAUUGGAACUACGAGUCCUACAAUCACACAAACAUCAUCGGUCAUUACAACUCAGCGGGGCGAUACAGAAUCCAUUUCAACGACGAGCAUUCCAUUUGUAUCGACAUCAAAAGAUGUACCAUCAACUACACCCGAACUGACUCCAUCUCACAAAAGGACGACUGAAACAGAAUCCAUUUCAACGAGCGUACCAGUUCUAUCGACAACCAAAGAAGUACCAUUAACUACACCCAAACUGACUUCACCUCACAAAAAGACGACUGAAACAGCUAAAAAAGUACACAAAGCAACAACCAUACCAACUCUGGCUCCGGAUGAAGAAAUAACCGAAACAGAAUUUUACACUGUGACUGACUCAUUUGAAUCCACGAUUGUAACUACGAGUCCUACAAUCACACAAACAUCAUCGGUCAUUACAACUCAGCGGGGCGAUACAGAAUCCAUUUCAACGACGAGCAUUCCAUUUGUAUCGACAACAAGAGACAUACCAUCAACUACACCUGAACUGACUCCAUCUCACAAAAGGACGACUGAAACAGAAUCCAUUUCAACGAGCGUACCAGUUCUAUCGACAACCAAAGAAGUACCAUUAACUACACCCAAACUGACUUCACCUCACAAAAAGACGACUGAAACAGCUAAAAAAGUACACACAGCAACAACCAUACCAACUCUGGCUCCGGAUGAAGAAAUAACCGAAACAGAAUCCAUUUCAACGACGAGCAUUCCAUUUGUAUCGACAACAAGAGACGUACCAUCAACUACAUCCGAACUGACUCCAUCUCACAAAAGGACGACUGAAACAGAAUCCAUUUCAACGAGCGUACCAGUUCUAUCGACAACCAAAGAAGUACCAUUAACUACACCCAAACUGACUUCACCUCACAAAAAGACGACUGAAACAGCUAAAAAAGUACACACAGCAACAACCAUACCAACUCUGGCUCCGGAUGAAGAAAUAACCGAAACAGAAUCCAUUUCAACGACGAGCAUUCCAUUUGUAUCGACAACAAGAGACGUACCAUCAACUACACCCGAACUGACUCCAUCUCACAAAAGGACGACUGAAACAGAAUCCAUUUCAACGAGCGUACCAGUUCUAUCGACAACCAAAGAAGUACCAUUAACUACACCCAAACUGACUUCACCUCACAAAAAGACGACUGAAACAGCUAAAAAAGUACACACAGCAACAACCAUAACAACUCUGGCUCCGGAUGAAGAAAUAACCGAAACAGAAUUUUACACUGCGACUGACUCAUUUGAAUCCACGAUUGGAACAACGAGUACUACAAUCACACAAACAUCAUCGGUCAUUACAACUCAACGGGGCGAUACAGAAUCCAUUUCAACGACGAGCAUUCCAUUUGUAUCGACAAUAAGAGACGUACCAUCAACUACACCCGAACUGACUCCAUCUCACAAAAGGACGACUGAAACAGAAUCCAUUUCAAUGAGCGUACCAGUUCUAUCGACAACCAAAGAAGUACCAUUAACUACACCCAAACUGACUUCAUCUCACAAAAAGACGACUGAAACAGCUAAAAAAGUACACACAGCAACAACCAUACCAACUCUGGCUCCGGAUGAAGAAAUAACCGAAACAG